GUGUUGUCUAUGCCUUGUUACAUUUAAGGAAAUAAAUCUUACAGUUUAUUUUGAAAUACUCUUACUAUAGAUUGUCAAAGGAUUAUUCAUCAUAGUAUUUUAAAUGAACGUAUGUUCUUUCUGAUUUCUAGGGCAAGUAAACUUUGGAGACCGUUGUUUUGCAAUACUAAAAUACCAUAAAGCGGAUGAAUAUAAAUAGUUCAAGCAGGUGCCAAGAUGGCGGACAUUUUUCAGGAAAUGAUCUGAUCUUUCUGAGAACAUUUUGAUGAAUCACGAGAAAUCCAUAUGACUAACUUCAUAUUUUAGACAGCCUACGGAGACGUAACAAACCAGAUAUUAUAAAAUACAUAUAAAAAUUACUGAUGGAUUGAUAAAAGGAUAUGGUCAACAUGGCUGAAGUACAAGUAGUGGUUGCUAAAUAUGACUACACAGCUUCUGGAGAAGAGGAGUUAAACAUUAAAAAGAAUGAGAAACUUACAGUUCUCGAUGACUCAAAAGCAUGGUGGAAAGUCCAAAACACUUUUGGUCACACUGGUUUUGUCCCCUCCAAUUUUGUUAAAAAAACGAAGCCGUCUAUAUUGAGUACACUGAAGAACACGCUUGGACGUAGGCGUGGUAGUGAAAAUAAACUGAAUACAUCAUCGCAUAGCAGUACAGCUCGGUCCAAUGGACAGGACUCGGGUAGAUCUAGUGAACAGUCGAGUUUAAGUGGCUUUGGGAACGUUGUUUGUGAUAAUAUACCAGCCACAGCCAAAUAUGCAUAUGACGCAAGACAACCUGAUGAGCUUAAACUUGCAAAAGGAGAAAAAGUGUUUGUUACUGAGAAGUCGUCCGAUGGUUGGUGGAAGGGUACCAAAGAAUCAGGUGAUUCAGGAUGGUUUCCAUCAAAUUAUGUCGACGAACUUACAGAAUCUAAUAUGUACGAGCAUCCAGCUGACUCAUCAGAUCAAACUGAAGAUAAAUUGGACGAUUCUUCUCAACCAAUCGAAACUGUUCGCACCCUAUAUCAGUUCUCGACCACAAACCCUGAGGAAUUAGGGUUUGAUAAAGAUGAACAUUUGGAAAUAUUGGAAAAGCCAGAAGGAGAUCCAGAUUGGUGGCGAGCUCGUAAUAAGAUGGGCGAAAUAGGACUAGUACCACGUAACUACGUGGAAGUGAUAAGUGGGAGUUUUACUCAAAAUAGCAGAGGUUAUACUCAAAUAACAUCGCAAGCUUCUGGAAGUUCGCAUUCUCAAACAAAUAGCUCUGCUAGCUUAAGUUGCCACUCAUUUGAUUCAGCGUCUGCAUCUCAGUCUGCGUCAAAUCCUAGCUCCUCCCCUCUUCCUGUAUGUACACCUACCAGUACCAAGGAUCCAUAUAGGUACAAGUACAAACUGGAGGCAUCAUAUAAGGACAGAGACUGGUUUUAUGGCAAUGUUAAAAGAGCAGAUUGUGAUGAGCUUCUCAAUCAGUUUGCUGAAAUGGAGGACUUUCUUAUCCGAUCAAGCGAGACAAAUGUUGGAGACUACACUGUUGUACUAAAGGCAUCUCCAAGAAAUAAACACUUCCGAGUACAAACUGUAGAUCGUCAGUUUUGUAUCGGACAACAGACAUUUGACACAUUGGAUGACCUUGUAUUGCAUUAUAGCACCCAUCCUAUAUUUCGCAAUGACGUAACAAAACUUUACCUUAAAAGGCCGUUCCGGCACCCGGAUGAUUCCUGAAAGAUAUGAGAGUGAGCAAUCAUGCGGAAAUUGGCCAAAUAGUUUUUUGUGACGAGUGAUCAUAAAAAUUUGUUUUAUUUCUUCGAUUAUGUCGUAAAAUUUUUCAGCUUUAAAGGUAUAAAUAUGUUCUUUCUUGAAAUAAGGAAAUGAUCAAAUCUUCACAUUUUAAUAAUUAUAAACUGAACAUAAAAAGCAAAUCUUUUCACAUGCGCAAUAUGAGAAAAAUAAAAAGUCUCGUGAUUCUCUCAUCAUCCUGCAAAUAAUUAUGAUAAAAAUAUAAUUUGAUUACUCCUAGUAGAGUCUGGUCCUAGAAGUAGAUCUCAGAAAGCAAACCAGGAAGUGGAUAUCAGAUAUAUCCUUUAGAAGAGUGGGAGGGGAGUCACAAUGGCUGAGAGAAUGACUCACAUGCCAAAUAUCACCACUCGACAGAAACAUAAUGAAUUUUCAUGAUCACUCUUGUAAGAGAAUAUGGACUUUGUUUGCAAGUAAAAAUAUUGUAGCAAUAUAAUGCGGUUAAGAGUUUGUAGAAUUUGAUAUGUGGACCUGUGGAUAAACUGUCAUCGUGAACAUGUCUUGAAAUGUAAAAUAAGGUAAAUGUUAGAGGAAAAUACAGAA
Owenia fusiformis is the source of this 2318-nucleotide messenger RNA. The record is from the annotation of a GenBank genome assembly. Lineage: Eukaryota; Metazoa; Annelida; Polychaeta; Sabellida; Oweniidae.